GUUUGAAAUGUAACGUCUUUCUGUAGUUCAACAGUCGAGAACAGUUGAGAAUCUGUAGGCAUCUGAUUUCUUGCUUUUAUUUAGUGUGAUCUUUAAGUUGUAGGUUUUUAUCGAGAAAUUAUAAUUUAAAAAUGUGUGAUGAUACUGUUUCUGUUGCUUUACGUAUCCGUCCAUUAGUGGAAAAUGAAAUUGACAAAGGAUGUCAGAUGUGCUUAGAUGUAAUACCUGGAGAGCCACAAGUUCGCAUAUGUGAUACUGACAAGGCAUUCACGUACAAUUAUGUUUUUCCUCCCAAUAUAGGGCAGGAAGAUUUUUAUAAUAUAGCGAUUAAACGAUUGUUAGACAAUACGUUUCAAGGUUAUAAUGUCACAAUAUUGGCAUAUGGUCAGACGGGAAGUGGAAAGACUUAUUCUAUGGGUACCAAUUAUAUGGGAGUAGGAGAACAGGGUAUUAUACCAAGACUCAUAAAUGAUAUAUUUGACAUAAUUAAAUCUAAGGAAGACUGGAGCUUCAAAGUUGCAGUCUCAUUUAUGGAGCUGUAUCAAGAACAGUUGUAUGACCUUUUAUCUGACAAACAAAGAAACCAGUCUAUCGUAGAUAUUAGAGAAGAUGGAAAAAAUAUAAAAAUUGUCGGUGUAACUGAGAAAGAAGUUACAAAUGCCCAAGAUACAUUACAAUGUUUGACGCAAGGUUCCAUGGGUCGAGCAACUGGUGCGACUGCAAUGAAUGCACAUAGCAGUCGCAGUCAUGCAAUAUUCACAAUUUGUAUACGGCAGCAAAAAACAGACGAUCCAAAUACAGCAACAGUGUCAAAGUUCCAUUUAGUUGAUUUAGCGGGGUCGGAACGUAGUAAGAAAACUCAAGCAACUGGAGAGCGGUUUAAAGAAGGUGUAAACAUAAAUAAGGGAUUACUGGCUCUAGGCAACGUAAUUUCGCAACUUGGUGAUGGUGCCGCUGGAAGUUAUAUCGGAUAUAGAGAUAGUAAACUUACGAGAUUAUUGCAAGAUUCCUUAGGUGGUAAUUCUAUGACUCUUAUGGUUGCCUGCGUUAGUCCUGCUGAUUACAAUUUAGAUGAGACUCUUAGUACACUAAGAUAUGCAGAUCGCGCGCGCAAGAUCAAGAACAAACCAAUUGUUAAUCAAGAUCCGAAAAUAGCAGAGAUCAAUCGUUUGAAUAAAUUGAUCCAGGAAUUGCGUUUGGCUCUAGUGAACCAGGAACUCGGCUUAACGUGUCCUAAGGAACAUGAGGAACUUGAGGAAAAAUAUGGUAUACUGCAACAGAAACUUAGAGACAUGACAGAGAAGUUAAGUUCAAGUUUAGUAGAAAUCGUUGUCAUGCAUGAACGGGCAGAGAUGGCUGAACAGGCUCGAGAAAAAAUCAGAUCUGCUUUAGCGAUACUAUUGGACGAAUUCAAGCAAGUUUUACAAAAUUUUGACACUUGUCCUGAGAUUGGCGAUGAAAGGUCUAAUGAAUUAAAAGUGAUAUACAACAAAAUGUUAAAUAUUCAGAAGGACGAAAGAAAGGCAUCUGAAGAACUUAUAAAUCAUGAAAUAUCGAAUUCUAAAAAUUGUUCGAUACACAUUGAAGAAGAUGUAGAGCACAUACGUACAGAAGAAUUAAAUAAUGUCGAAGACAGUUUAGAUUACUUUGAUAAAAAAGAGGAGGAACACACGUUACGGCAAGCGGAGCGAAAUAAUGCAGUUAAAAAUAUUAAUAAAGAGCUGGCGCUCAAAGAAAGUCUUGUGUCCGAACUCUUAAAAAACAUUACGCAGCAAACUGCGGAAAGCCAUAAGAAUGUUGUGGAAAUGGAACAGGAAAUCAAACGAUUGCACGCAGAAAAAGAAGAACAUUUGCAAGCAGUACAUGCACACAACGUCAGUUCCAAAUUGGCUGAGACACGUCGUAAAAAGGUACAAGAAUUAGAGAAGAAGAUAGCAGAAUUGACACGUAGAUGUGGGGAUCAGAAUAAGGUAAUCAAGACGAAAGAAAAGCAAGAUCAAAAAAUUAGAACUCUCUCCGGUGAGAUACAAUCAUUGAAGGAAACUCGAAUCAAACUUAUCAGACAAAUGCGUAAUGACGCCAACAAUUUUACAAAAUGGAAGCAGUCUAAAGAAAAAGAAAUUAAUAGACUGAAAAUGCAGGAUAAUAAGCGUGCUUUUGAAAUGGUACGCAUGAAGAUACAACAUAAUAAACAGGAGAACGUUUUAAAGAGAAAAAUGGAGGAGGCUUUUGCUGUUAAUAAAAGAUUGAAGGGUGCGUUGGAGUUGCAGAAAAAAGCAAUACAGCGACAAGAAAAGAAAGCUAACGGUAAAGAUGAGAUUAAAACAUGGGUGGCUCAAGAAUUAGAAGUAUUAAUGGCCACUGUAGAAGCAGACUAUUCUCUCAAAAAACUAAUGCAAGAUAGAGCCUCUUUAAUGCACCAAUUAGAUCAAUUUAAGAAAGACAAUAAUUCAAAUGAAAAGGAACUCGCCUCCAUUUCGGAAUUUAUAGAGCUGCGUAAUGCACAAAUUGCAGAUCUGCAGCAAAAGAUUCUUGAAUCGGAUCAAGAAACUAGAACAAAGACCAGAUGGGAUACGAUACGUACAAUAGCAGAUGCCAAGGUGGCAUUCGAAACGGCAUUUCAAAUAAUUACACAAGACAGAAAGCAACAAUGUUAUAAAUAUAAUGAGCUUAAAGAGAGAUACCAAGAUCUAGAAAUACGAUUGGAUGAAUAUGAAAAGCGGGAGAUAGAGAACAAACCGCCUUCGCAAAAUACAUCUAAUGAAUCUAAUGAAUCUAAUGAUCAAGUUUUAACAGAAAAUAAUGUAAGCAAUGAAAGUAAAAAAUCGUCUAAAAGAGGAAAGAAAGAAAGUAAAAUGACAAUUGAGGAGGCUGAGUAUUUAAUGCAGGAUGAUAGUUUAAUAGAAACAAUAGAAGACGAUAUCGAGAAAGAUCCGGAUUGGAAAAAGACACCACUUUAUAAUCGUCUGCAAAAGUUACAGAACAAGUCAAAACUUCCAACUCAAAGAUUGACUUUUAAAAUCGAACCCAAUGACUUAAAAUGUGCGUGUAAACACACAAAGUGCGCCACACGAUUAUGCACAUGUCGUAAAAACGGCACUACUUGUAACAAUUGUAAUUGUAAUUCAGAACAAUGUCAAAAUAAAGAUAAGGAAAACUUACGCACCACACUGUUUUCAGACGAGACGAAAGAUGAAGUGGCAUACGAUUAGGAACAACACAAGUAAAAAUCUUUUUUUAAUUAUACAUGAACAUUAUAUAUCAAUGAAUUUGUAGUUGUACAUUUAUUUAUUAAUAUCGCAUUCAGUUUUAAAUAUUGUACAUAAUAAUGAAAAUAAAAUAAAAUUUUU
Molecule: messenger RNA, 3350 nt
Organism: Linepithema humile (Argentine ant)
Lineage: Eukaryota; Metazoa; Arthropoda; Insecta; Hymenoptera; Formicidae
Gene: Klp3A
Product: kinesin-like protein 3A
Biological process (GO): spindle elongation; microtubule-based movement; mitotic spindle organization
Cellular component (GO): microtubule associated complex
Molecular function (GO): ATP binding; microtubule motor activity; microtubule binding
Source: RefSeq, a predicted model, not a curated record